AUGCGAUUCGCCCUCGCCGUGCUGUUGGUGUCCAAUGCGUUGCUAUCAUGCAUCACGCAUUGCUCCGAGCAUGCUAGCUCGGAAGCGACGAAGACCAACGCCCCUGUAGGACCUCGCCCCGCAACCAACCACUCCAAAAGCGUGUCUGCCGUCCAACUGCAUCAAGGGGCGAAUGGGAUGACGGAUCAAGAGCCGAGGGUACUGAACUCAGAGUUGAUGGAAAGCGUCCAAAGUUUCGGGCUUCAUAUCAUACGCAAAGCAUUUGAUUGGCAUUCGAAUCCUGAAAUCUACGCAGACUUCAUGAAACAAUUUGUUGACGCACCUCCUUCGAAAUUUUUAUACGCGCCCGCCAAAAACUUCUUUCGAACCAUUCCGGAAGACGAUCUAUUGGCCAUGGCGUUCUUCCACGGGGCGAGAAGCACAUUUUCUCUGUAUACAAGCAACUUCAUGCACGAACUCUCGAUGAGAUUUGGUGUAGCUGCUACGGCAGAGGCACUGUUCGAAAUUGGGAACACGAGAUUUAAUUCUCGGACGUACGUGGCCGCCGACUUGUUGAAUGGUCAGAUGAAAGAGUGGCUUUUAAACGAAUUUUCGCCAAGCAAAGUCUUCCAGCUACUUGAGAUUCGAAACAAAAACUGCGCACCACACGCAAGAUUAAUUAUCCUGCAAGGCUACAUCAACGAGUUUAAUUACACCUACAAGACCAAGUAUAAUCUAUUCAAGACGCUCUCGGAGGUCGAUCACGGUACAGCUGACGCAGGUCUGAUCAAUUCGGAGAAGCUCCACCGCUUGAAAAAUGAGGAGGCGAUGAUGGAGAAGCUAAUCGUUUAUGGUAUGAAGGAUUUGGAUAAGUUUCGUGCGAUGGAGGUGUUCAAGCUCCAGCCCGUGCAGCUAUUUCAGCCUGAAUGCAGCUACGUUGUGAAGGAAUUGAUGCUGAAAGGAGAUCUGAAAGAUGCAAGAACCUUCUACGGUGAUGGCGCAUUCGCCGACGGAAUCUUGCAGGCGCUGGAGCCGAAUACUGACACGGACAAAACGGCUGCUGCAAAUAGCCUAGACUGGUUGUUUGGUCAGUGGAGAAGCAAGUACGACGAUACGAGGGUUCUCACGGACAGAUUGGCGAAUGAAGUAGGACAUGUCGACGAAGAGCGAGCGAAAGAAAUUGCACGCCGAUACGAUCUCUGGAAACUUAGCAUCGAAACCGCAGGAGGACAUUCGUAA
This is a messenger RNA of Hyaloperonospora brassicae, 1218 nucleotides long. Lineage: Eukaryota; Oomycota; Peronosporomycetes; Peronosporales; Peronosporaceae. The record is from the annotation of a GenBank genome assembly.